GGCAGUAGCAGCACCUCUGCCCUUCCUUUCUUUCUUGUACUCCCAUUUUCUUCAUAGUUCUUGUUCGUGUUCGUGUUGUGUGUAACAAAGAUUCAUGAUGCGUCCAUGUUAUAAUAUGUUCGUGUUGAAAAUGUACAUUUUCGUAAUGUUUAUUAUUUGUUCUUAAAGGUGAUUUUCCAAAAGGACAUUGCAUUGGUGUUAUUCAUUUUCAGGUGGAAGUCUCAAGUAAAUUAGAGAUGUCUGAGAUAGCUGAAAGUUUUGCCUCAUCUCUGAGUGAGCUUACAGUAAACAGCAAACCUCACAUCAACAUGCUGACUAUGUUGGCUGAAGACCACCUGGAAUAUGCGCCAAUCAUCACUCAAACUGUUCUCACCCAUCUACAAAAGGUGCGGCCAGAUGUGAAGUUGCCUGUUCUAUACCUCAUAGAUUCAAUCGUCAAGAAUGUGGGAAAGGCAUAUAUCAACCUCUUUACGCAGUCUAUUGUGCAGAGCUUCACCAAUACUUUUGAAAAGGUGGAUGAGAAGACAAGAGAACAAAUGUUUAAACUGCGGCAAACAUGGUCAGAAGUGUUCCCAGCAAAGACCAUUUACACCUUGGACAAGAGCGUACAGCAAAUAGACCCAGCGUGGCCUGUGUCUAAUCCUCCACCCACAGUUCACCUUAACCCCAAAUUCUUCAAGCCAGAUAUGCUAGAUUCAAAAUCUUUAACCUCAACCAUAAUACAGCAAGAUAUUCCUCACAUUGAAAGUCAGUCUCGCCACAGAAAAACCAAGACUUACAGCCCUCGAAAUCUUAGUGUAACUCAUUCAUCUCGGUCAAAAAAGGUAACUCCUACAAGCAGUACUGUGGUUGACAGCUCGAAAGGGGUACCAGCGGUGGCGGUGGUAAAACCUUCACAGGCCCCAGAAAUUUUGCGAGAACAGAUGAUAAUGAAGCAAAAGAUGAUUCUUGAACUGCAGCAGAAGAAGCUAAAGCUAGAACUGCUCGAGACUCAGCAGCAACUGCAAGAGCAGCAGAAACAGCUGGAAAAACAGUCUAACAACAAAACAUCUGCUGAACUCUCAAAAUUACAACAGAUUGUGAGUCAAGAGGAAGCCAAAUUGAAGUUAAUGAGUAAAAACCUGAAAAAGCAAAUACAAAUGAAGUUGCCCAAACUUCAGCAAAUUCACAAGGUAACAAGUGACAUCAAAGCUCAGAAGGUUGCAGAUGUGAGUAAAAUGUCAGUGGUCCCUGAGAGUUUGGUCAAACCGGCAGCAUUGCUUGAGUUAGAGAAGGAUGAAAUUGGUGGUAAACCUUUAAAGACACCAACGAUUGGUAAAUCCUCUGCUGUAACGAAGGAGCCCAAAUCCAAGAUCACUCAGCUGCAACAAACAGUGGAAAGACACAAAGUGGUAACACCAGCAGACUCCACAGAAGAGAUUCCUCCAGUCCGAAUUGCACCUGUCAGCUCGCAGUUAAUCAAUGCGGCAUUGUCAUUUGGUCGGAAUGUGCGUGAUCCCAGAAUCCGACAGAUGUCAUCACGAUUAGAGUCCCAGCUCAUCUCUACGGUUGCCCAGUCAGCACCCACACCCCCUCAUCCCUCAUCUACCACUACUCACCCCCCUCCACCUACAUUACCAGCACCGGAGAACAAGAUCGAUUUAAAAUUGAGAAAAGAUAAAAAAUCUAACAGUCAUCAACAUAAAGAAAGGUCAUUUAGGUCAGAAGAGGAGAACAAACAUAAUAGGUUAUCGAGUAGAAGCAGCGAUAAAUCUUCAACUAAACAACAUGAGAAAUUGGAUAAAACUUCACCCUCAAAACGAUCUGAAAGAAAGAAUGAAAAAAAAUUAAAAGUUGAGGAUUUAUUCUCCUCUCCAAGAUCAAAGUCUCCAUUGCAAGUGAAAAGUCUUCAUUCUCUAUCAAAGUCACAUUCAAAACGGGACCAAACUAAUCUUACAGAUACUGUUGAACCAUCUUCAUCUACAUCUCAUUUGGAAAGAGUUUCAAAAAUUGAGUCUAGUCCAAAAAGAACAAAAUAUCAUGACAACUGGCAAGGUGUACAGAGCAGUGAUAAUAGUAGUGACGGAUGUUUGUCAAAACAAACCCAAAAAUUAUCUUUAGAUGUUGCAAAAGCUCAAAACAUAAAACAAUCUGAAUCACCGAAAGUCAGUGUUUCACCUGAAGCAUUAGAUAAUAGUGCUGAAAUGCUUGAUGAAGAUAUAGAAAAAAUUGUGAAACAUCCAGAUAUUGUUUCAAAAAUAAAUAAAGUAGCAGAGGUGGAAAAUAUUGAUGAAUCACAUGAAUCUUCAAAGUCUUCUGAUGAUAGUAUAGAUGGGAAAUUUGAUGAAAUCAUUAAAAAUCCAACAAAAACAUCAAAGUUUGAAAAACUAAACAAAAUCAACGACGAAAAAAUGACAGGAAUUGCAAUCACCUCAGGAGCACACAAUAAUGAAAAAACAAAACAAUCGAAAGAAAUAUGCAGUACAUCCACUUUAAACAACCCAAUUGACAGUUCGCAAAGGAUUCCUUAUGUGGAUCAAAAUAAAAUAGAACUGCAAAGAACAGAGAAUCUGUCUAUAUCAGGGCAAGUUAAAAAUACGGAUUCUGAGGAACAAAAUCUGGCUCAGAGUACAAAUGACCCUGCAGUAAAUAGUACUUCGUAUGUUGAUGAGAACAUACAAACAUCUGAACCAUCAGUAAAGGAAGACUCUAAACGGUCAGAAUUCCAGUUUUCUGAUUUAACAUCAGAACAAGCAGAAGUGUCUUCUACAGUUAACUCAGUUCCCGAGAUACAACAUUUAAUGUCAAAAGAAGAAAUUAACUCAGCUAAAGCUGAAUUAUCUGAAAGUGAUAAUUUAAUUUUUACAAAUAAAGAUGAAACAUAUCACGUUAAUUCUUCUAGUUUUGAAAAAACAACGGAAGAAACACAGUUCAUACAAACAUCUCAGUCACCACAAAAUGAUUUUGAUCAUUCUGAAGGAGUUGACACUUUACAAAAGUUGAGAAAUCCUGAUCAAUUAAUUCUUAGUCCCCGUAAAGUCCAAAGCCCAAUAAGAAAUAUAGAACCAAUGGAAAUUAUAGAAGAAUCUAAUGAAGAUAUCACUUCUCUUGUAGAGUUUCCUCUCUCGAAAAAAUCAGACAAAAGAAGAGAAUCUCCUGUACAUCAAGAAAGAAAACUCCGUAAAGGAGACAAACCUAGUAUCAUGGAACAAAUUAUUGCUGAUGCUGAAAAACAUGAUGCAUCUCCUUCCCCUCCACCUCCUCCAAUCAUCAGUGACAAGUUCAAGGAAAUCAAACAAAGUUCGUUGAGUCGUCUGCGGAGAGUUGGCCGGCCAAGAGAAGAUCUUGCUGAUGCAGAAAGUCCAGAACCAGCAGAUGUCGAUCUUCGGACUCAAAUUCAGCCAUCUACACUUCCAAAAGGUUCGCAAAAUGAGGUUUUAGGACUUGCAGACAAAGAUGUGGACCUUCGCAACCUGCCAGUAUCUCCAGCCAAGAAGAGACCUUCUAUGGAGAAGCUUCUGGAUAUCCCUCCAGCUAAAAAAUCCAAAGCAGAAGUUAUGGAUGACUCUGCCAGAGAAGUGUACAAGGCUUCUGUUUGCAAGAUUCGUUAUUUUCCUGCCCGUCCGGAUUCUACACAUUGGUAUAAUAAUUCUCGAAUCUGUAUAUAUAAAAGGUUGUUUGGCAGUGAGGAUGUAGAUUUACGCCCUGUGUUGUGUCCUCCUCCACCAUCUCCCCCUCCACCACCCAUCAUCUCCAGCUCACCACCUCUAGAUAGUCCAUGGGCUCGCUACAAACAGACUAAGCCUGACACCUACAAGUCCAAAUAUGUGCCAUCUCGGCGAGACAGGGCUCCCUCCGUUGACAAGUUUGCUCGCAAUUCACGCUUCAAUAGUUCUGAGGGACCCGGUAGUGGUGGUGAUAGUUGGUACGGACGAGGAAGCCGAACCUACCAGAAGGAUGUAGACAUGAGGGCACAGCCUCCUGGAAAUGCAGAUGGCAGCUUUAAUACUAUAAUCAUUCAGGCAUUGGAGCAGCACAACCGAGGAGACUUGAAUGAUGAUGGUUACAAACGAGUUCUCAGUGAGGUAUUCACCAUGCGAGAGAAGCGGCAGCUGGAGGAGGCUCAGCGGAGAGACAAAGCUGAAGCGGCUCAAGAAGCUGCACAGACUGAAAAUUUGGAGCCAAUCAGUGAUGAAGAUAUUUCUGGAGGCAGUCUAUCAGGUGUAGAAGAUGCUCCUUCACCCACGGAAUCUUACUCAGGUGCUGAAGAUUUUGAGGAUCCAUCUCUCAAAAAGCCAUCAAAUGAGAAACGGAAGCCAGUUAUUGAACGAGAAACAAAACCAUCAGAAAAAUCUAUAGAUGUUGACAUACGCGUGGCUCCCACCGAUGUUGAUAUUCGGAACAAGACGGACUAUCAGCCUGUGGAUGAAAUGCCAAACAGAAAUUCUAGGGGUGAGUCACCAUACAGCAGAAAGGCCAAAAUCUCAGACAAGGAUAGAUAUCGCAGUCGCAGGGAUGAGUUAAAGGCUCAACGAAAAGAGAAGAGGUCAAGGAGAGCUGAAGAGGAGAUAGGAUCAAAAUACAGGAACUCUAGGUUUAAUGAAGGUCAGUGGAGUCCUCAUGAAGGGAGAAGUAUAAGUCCUACUGAGACCAUGGAGGUGGACGCUCCUAGAGUUCCUCCUAUUCCACAUUAUGAUGACGGAAGGAACUACAGAGAACCUCCAUUGACAAUCCAUCCGCCUAGGUUUGACAAAGACUUUCAUCCCGAUCAGCAUGACAGCCCUCCUGUGAGACCUCCUGUGCCCUGGGAGCCUCAGAGGAUGGCAGGACCAGGCCCAAACCCAUGGAUGUCUGGCAUGGGUCCGAUUCCUAGGGGUCCACCAGUAAUGGGUAUGAGAGCUCAGGACAGAUUCAUUGGUCCAAGGUGGCGACAACCAGGUCGUGGUCCUAACUUUGAAGGAGAACCGGGUUCUAGGUUCAACAGGUUUGGACCUCCACCAAUGGGUCGGUUCCCUGUCCCCCUGGCACCAUAUGAGGUCCCACCCACUGACCCUGCAGUAGUAAAGUUAAUCGAGGAGGAUCCCACCAAAUCGAUCAACAUUGACGGAUUGCCUCGAGAUAUCCGAUUCUAUGGUUUGACUGCAGUUGCUAUGAUGUCAUGGGACGACCCUCGUGAAGUCAGCUUUCAGACGGGUCAGCGAAGAGUUAUCAUUGAUGACAGAGACUCUAUCAUAGUCCACUUUAAUGCUCCCCCAGUAGAGGUGGUUAUUGAUGGUAAACCUCACAGGAUAAGGUUUGGAGCACCCACUAGAGAGUUGUAUAUUGACAACAAGUGGUAUGAGGUGUACUUUGGAGGUCCUCCUGUGACAUGUGAUAUCGCAGGAAAGACUCACACAGUACAACUGGAGGGCCCUCCUCCUCCGGUACGACCAGGGGCACAGCGCAAAGAUCUGGUUGUUGGCAAGAUUACCCUUAUCAUAGAUGCUGAGUAUCUAUUCACAGUGUUCUUGGAUGCUAGACCACAAAAGUUUGAAGUGAAAGGAAUCCCCUACAUUAUCCGUUUUGUAGAAGCUUUACAGAGAACUGUUAUUAAUGGAGUAGCAUUCAAGAGUGACUUUGGAGGUCUGCCUCGGCCAAUUAUCUUGAACGGAUCAAAGCAUUUUUUCCGCCUGACUGCUCUGCCACGCGGUGUGACACCUGGUUUCCUGACCAUAGUCAACAUGGAGGGGGGACGACUACCAUCACCUCCCACUCUUCCUGCACCACCACAAUUGCCGGCGACUCUAGAGCAGGCAGUGGACAUUAAGCCAGCUGAUCCAUUCCUUCAGCCUCCCAUGGGUCUGCUUACUGCUCCUCCAAGAGUAUCACCAGAGAUUACUAACAGAGAAGUAGAACCACUGCCACUUCACCCACCUGCCACUAUACCACCUGCUACAGUGCCUUUGUCAAUACCACCACAGACUGUACAGCCGACACCUGCUGUGAACCCACUGGACAUGUUGAGUAACCUGAUGCCACCUCAAGAGUCCACUCGUGCCGUUGACUAUAGCUAUUCUGUGGACAAUGAGAACAGCAACCAGUCUGGACUCACCACCACAACUACUACAGUAACGAGUACUGUAUCGACUCUGCCCUCUCUAACUGGGGAGAUCAAUGUGACAGAAUUAUUGCAGAAGUUGAUGGCCAAGGGUAUCAUGCCGACCCUUGAGCAACCCAAGGAUAAGACUCCAGAAAAGGCAGUUACCACAGAUUCUGGGCUUAUAAAACCAGUUGAUUUCCGAAAACAUGAAUCUCUCAAAGUCCGACAAACAGGGCUUAUCGCCCAUCUGUACUCUGGCAUCCAGUGUAACUCAUGUGGUGUGAGGUUCCCACCAGAGCAGACGAUGAAGUACAGCCAACAUCUGGAUUGGCACUUUAGACAGAAUCGUAGGGACAAGGAUUCAUCGCGGAUGGCACAGACUCGCCGCUACUACUAUGAUGUCAGUGACUGGAUACAGUUUGAAGAGAUAGAGGACUUGGAGGAACGAGCUCAGCCUUGGUUUGAGAUGCAGGAGGGAGCAGUGGAAGAGGAGGAUGUACCACGUGUGCUGGUCAGUGUACGAGCAGCCGACUAUCCAGAGGAUGCUGUCUGUCAUAUAUGCCAUGACAAGUUUGAAUCCUUCUACAAUGAAGAGAAGGAAGAAUGGCACCUGCGUAAUGCUGAGGACAAUAAUGGGCAGUUGGUGCAUCCUGUAUGUCUGGAGGACCAGCGGGCUGCUGCAGAGAAACCAAUAGUUGUGGAGGACAUUGAUAUCACUGGAGAUGAACCUAAAGAAGAAGAAAAGGAAACUGAUGAAAAAAAGGAAGAGGAGGAACCUCCCAAGGUUGAAGAAGAUGAUGAUAUCAUGGAAGUGACUGACAUUGAAUACAUCAAACCUGUGUUUCCUGUUGAGGACUUGACUGUUUCUGACUCAGAAUCUGUUGUUGAUAACUCAGAAGAAAAACCUGAAUUAGUGGAAACCGAAAUGGAGUCCGAGGAGAAAAUAUCUGAAGAGGAAGUAUCCGAAGUUGUACAAAAAGAGGAAGUUAAGGAUAAUGAUAAUGGCAAAGCAGCUGAAGGAGAGACUGAAUUGGAAAAGACUCCUGCAGAGGAAUUGAAAGAUGAAGACACCCAAGAUGACUUGAUGCUGAUCCUGGACAAAACGGAUGACAGUGUAUUGGUCAUGGACAAGAAAGAAGACAGUGUUUUAAGUACAGAAGAAAUACUGGAAGUGGUGCGGAACAUUAAAAAAGAUCCUGAUACAUUAGGAGGAGAGUACGAAGAAGAUGGUCUUGUCUCGGGUAUUGAUAUAAAGAAGGAGAAAGGAGAAGUCCCUUUGCCAGCUCCAGUAGUGGAUACUACACAUGCAACGGUUACAUGUUUGAUUGAUGGUAAUGUGGAGUUUGAGGAAACUCCUCAGCAAAUGAACAUUGGCGGCCCUCCCAAGAUAAAAAUCAACAUUACAAAAUCCAGUGUUCAACCCAAAGAAAAAGAGAAUGAACUUGAAAUUGUAGAGUCAGAAUCUUCAAAUACCACCUUACCUGCAACGUUAUCGUUAUUCACUCAACCUCCACCUCCUGGUGAAGAACCAGUACCCCAGUCUGUCAAACCCUUGCUUCGUAAACAAAAAUUACAAGAAAUGCCUCCAGUUUUAAAAGGAAGUGAAAUGUCCGGCCUUUGCUCUAUCAUGUAAAUAUAAAUAAUAUUUGGGCAACAGGUUUGGAUAUUAAUUUUUGGGCCAAAGGUUAGUUGUAUAAAUUAUUAUAAAUGUUUAAAUUAUGUAGAUAUUGUACAAAGUAUUAUAAGAAAAAAAGAUCAAUGUUUUAUAUUGCUCUUAUGUAAUAUUUUGUAGAUAUAUAUUAUUUUUGAAUGAAUAUUUUUUCUACUGAAAUGUUGAUUUUCAUUUCAUCCUUUAGUUACUAGGGGGUUCUCUGUAGAGCAAUACAACUUAUGUAACCAAAUUAAUGUAGCAUUAAAUUAAUUAGCUCUGUUAGAUUUAUUUGUUCAUUGGUGGAACUUAUGUUUUUGAAUAAAUUUACAUUUAUUGCACACA
Messenger RNA from Homalodisca vitripennis (glassy-winged sharpshooter), 8051 nucleotides. RefSeq lists its product as uncharacterized. NCBI's taxonomy places the organism in Eukaryota, Metazoa, Arthropoda, Insecta, Hemiptera, Cicadellidae. Gene Ontology annotation, biological process: termination of RNA polymerase II transcription. The transcript has 29 exons. The record is from RefSeq and is a predicted model, not a curated record. Gene Ontology annotation, molecular function: RNA polymerase II complex binding; phosphatidylinositol binding; ubiquitin binding. The coding region runs from base 237 to 7691 and encodes 2484 amino acids. Gene Ontology annotation, cellular component: mRNA cleavage factor complex; cytoplasm.